AUGUCAGUGGACUUGGCGGUGUCCAGUCGCAAUGGUCAGCGGUCCCCGUCGUCGUAUAUGCAUGUCCUAGUCCCAAGCGACAGCAUUCACCCCUACGAGGUUAUUGCAGAGGACACAUUCGAUGGGUUGCCACCCAUUUCGUGCUUGGAGCACCAACUUAUGGAGGAGGCAGAGGCAGAACUCGAGGGAGAGGAGAAUGACGACAAUGACGACGAGGAUACAGACGCUGAACAGGAGGCAGAGCGCCCGCCAGCCAAGCGACGGAGCCCGGAAUUGUGUAGUCAGCGGAAACUUGUUGAUGGGGAAGAUGAGCAGUUAUCCGAACCUACAACCUGCAAGCGAGCGGAAUAUGAGCGCAAAGAUGACGACGACGACGACGACGAUAUAGAGUUACACCCACCCCUGAAGAGGUCAAGAUUCGAAGAUUUCUCGGAAGAGUCUGGCUUUGGGGUUCUCCACAACUGCAACGGUACGCUGGAGAACAAAGAGCAUCCCAAGGGCGUAUUUGCAUGCAAAGGAUGCUCAAUAACCUUCGGCCGCGGGUCAGACCUUGAGCGUCACUGGCGGUCUAUCCAUCUACAGAAGACAUGGAAGUGUCUUGCUCCAGAGUGUGGGAGUAGGGAAGAGUUUUCCAGGAAGGAUUCGUUGUUUCGCCACAUUUCAGUUGCACACAAAGAAGAUAGCGAGCGGUUAAAGGCAUUGUACAGGCGAAGGGAGGCAAGCGCCAGUUCUGGUUGA
Molecule: messenger RNA, 738 nt
Organism: Mycena indigotica
Lineage: Eukaryota; Fungi; Basidiomycota; Agaricomycetes; Agaricales; Mycenaceae
Product: Glycosyltransferase family 15 protein
Exons: 3
Coding region: 1-738 (245 amino acids)
Source: RefSeq, a predicted model, not a curated record